Messenger RNA from Branchiostoma floridae (Florida lancelet), 2921 nucleotides. RefSeq names its product sulfate transporter-like. The transcript has 17 exons. The coding region runs from base 191 to 2476 and encodes 761 amino acids. Lineage: Eukaryota; Metazoa; Chordata; Leptocardii; Amphioxiformes; Branchiostomatidae. Gene Ontology annotation, biological process: transmembrane transport. The record is from RefSeq and is a predicted model, not a curated record. Gene Ontology annotation, cellular component: membrane. Gene Ontology annotation, molecular function: secondary active sulfate transmembrane transporter activity; chloride transmembrane transporter activity; oxalate transmembrane transporter activity.
GCCUAGUGUCACUGACGGCUUUAAUUUUGUCUUCUAAGGAUAACUUUUAUCGUAAUCAAUACGCAAGAGUUUCCACGUUCUUGAUAUAAUUUCAAUCGUCGUUCAGAGGCGGUUUCUUGGUCGACCGUCUUGUAUUGGUUAUCGCCAAGCUGCCAAGCUGAGGUGCUAAAAUUUCGAGUCCCCGAAGCGAAUGCCAGUAAACCUGGACCUACCACGCAUCACAAGCAAGUCGGGGGAGGUGGCCUGGACGAGAAUGGCGGCCGCACCGUCAGAGACCACCGCCCGCCUCCGAGCUCUCGGUCUCUCCAGCACCACAGUCUAUGUGCCUCCCGAUCAUGCCUACAUUAAAUACGACCAGACUCAAAACGACUCAGGCCAGACCGACAGCUUGCAAGAGAAAGUGGUACAAAGUUUGAAGAAGAGUUGCACGUGUAGCAAGGCCAAGGCCAAGAAGUUUCUAUUUACCAUACUGCCCAUACUGGCAUGGCUUCCGAAAUAUCGCAUCAGAGAGAACAUUGUGGGAGACGUCGUAUCUGGGAUCACGGUGGGGAUCAUGCGGAUACCGCAAGGCAUGGCGUACGCUCUGUUGGCAUCUGUGCCGCCAAUUUUCGGCCUCUACUCGUCGUUCUUCCCCGGCCUCAUCUACGCGAUCUUGGGAACUUCGAAAAAUCUACCUUUUGGCACCAUGGCCGUUGUGAGCGUCAUGGUGGGUUCCUCGGUAGAACGGCUGGUCCCUGAGAGAACGGGUCUGCCGGCGAUGUCAGACAACACGACAGCGUUUAACGCCACAGACGACUAUCUCCAACAGCUGUGGAUAGAGGAUAAGGUGGCGAUCAGCGCUACCCUAACCCUCAUGGCGGGGAUCUUUCAGCUGGGCAUGGGUAUCUGUCGGCUGGGGUUCGUCACCAUCUACCUGUCGGACCCCCUGGUCAGCGGCUUCACCGUCGGAGCGGCCUUCCACGUGGUCGGGAGUCAGGUGAAGUAUCUCCUAGGACUGGAGAUACCGCGAUACAGCGGGCCUCUCUCCCUGGUCUAUACGUUCAUCGACGUAUUUAGACUCAUCACGCAGACGAACGUGGCAGCCCUCAUAACCUCCCUCAUUUGCAUAAUCAUAUUGCUUAUCGGGAAGGAAGUGAACCUGAGGUACAAGGACAAACUCCGAGGCAUCCCCAUCCCUACAGAACUCAUCGUGCUGAUUAUUGCCACACUGGUAUCCUAUUAUGCUGAUCUGAACGGAAACUACGGUGUGAACAUCGUAGGCGAUAUUCCCACAGGACUUCCAGUUCCGAAGGCUCCCGAUGUUUCCCGACUGCUCUACGUACUUCCCGACGCCAUCGUCCUGUCCAUCGUGUCCUUCGCCGUGUCUCUGACUCUGGCCAAGCUGUUCGCCAAGAAGUACGGCUACAGUAUCGACGACAAUCAGGAGCUGAUAGCGUACGGCGCCAGUAACCUGUUCUCCUCCUUCUUCUCGUGUUUUGUCGGCUCCACAUCCAUCUCCAGAACAUCAGUGGCUGAUGCUGCCGGCAUGAAGAGUCAGUUGAUGACGUUUGUGUCUGCUGUACUGUUGCUGAUGGUACUAUUGUUCAUCGGACCGCUCUUCAGGCCACUCCAACAGUGCGUGUUGGCGAGUAUAGUAGUGGUAAACCUGAAGAGCAUGUUCAGACUGUUCACCGAACUCAAGCCGCUCUGGAAACUCAGCAAAGUCGACUGUAUGGUGUGGGUGGUGACGUGGCUGGCUGUGACGUUGCUGGGGUUGGACAUCGGCCUGGGGGUAGGGGUGGGGUUCUCCCUCCUGACCGUGGUGCUGAGGACACAACGCCCCAACACCACCCUGCUGGGUCAGGUCCCCAACUGUGACAUCUACAGAGACUUAGGGAACAACCAGGUCAAGGAGAUCGACGGCAUCAAGAUCUUCCGGCUGAACAUGUCUCUCUGCUUCACCAACUGCGACUCCUUCAAGACGGCCCUGUACAAGAAGACCGGUCUGGACCCGGUGCGCGUCUUGGCCAGGCGGAAGAAAGAGGAGAAGAACAGGAAGAAGAGCGAGAAGAACUCGGCGGAGAUGGGCAAUGGCGUGGCUAACCCAGGCAUGGCGCACACGGAGGAGGACGAUACUAUGGGACAAAAUGGCGGCAUCGCCAGCAUGAAUCACAAUGGGGUAGAAGUCAAGAGAACCGCUGACGUCACAACUAUAAUCUUGGACUGUGGACCAAUCAACUUCGUGGAUUCUGUUGGCAUGAACACGCUUAUACAGGUGUACAAAGACUACAAGAGUAUCGAUGUCAACUUUCUUCUUGCACACGUAAAUCCCGACAUCCGGGUACAAAUGCAGUCAUGUGACUACUUUGAGAAGGUCGGAGGUCAAAAGCUGUUCGUGAGCGUACACGAUGCUGUCUUGUUCGCUGUGAACAAGGAUCUGCCGGUGACGGAGAGACCUACCCAAAAUGUCAACUAUGAGAUGGAGACCCACCUUUGACGUGGACGUGACGGUGUUCGGGUUCUGCAAUAUGUAAUAUAGGAUAGAUCCUGACAUUGUGAUAGACAUCAUGAUAGUGUUUGCUGCAAUAUCGUUGUUUGCCUUAUCUCAGGAUGCAAGAAGACUAUAUUAUACUUAGACUUAAAUGUGUCGUGAAUAUGUGUAUAACGAAACAUGGGUUUCUACAUGUUUUGUAUCUAUGGAUAUCGUGAUUUUAGGAUACAGGUAAAUACGCCCAUCUUGUCGUAUAGUUUAACUGGGCGUUAUAAAGUUUUUAUUUUGUUAUGAUGAUAGGAAUAACUCUAAUUUUGUCACUUAAAAUUUAGAAUGUAUGUUAAGCUCAAAUGAGAGAAAUAUGAUUGCAAAGAUAGCAAUUAAUGUCAUUUCAUUGCGUUGAUGAUGAUUAUGUUCUUCAAUAUGAAAUUAAAAAAGAAAUAUUUCAAAA